Messenger RNA from Portunus trituberculatus (swimming crab), 336 nucleotides. RefSeq names its product protein TsetseEP-like. Lineage: Eukaryota; Metazoa; Arthropoda; Malacostraca; Decapoda; Portunidae. The transcript has 3 exons. The record is from RefSeq and is a predicted model, not a curated record. Bases 1 to 336 code for a protein of 111 amino acids.
AUGAAGCGCCGCUACUGUCCCGAAGUUGGAUCCAUGCAGCCCCAUUCAACUCAACCUGGAAAAACAGAGGAAGAGCGUGAUGUACCUGUUGCUGCCAAGGAACCAGAACCGCCACAACAGGAACCUGAGGUGGCUAAGAAGAAGUCUGAGUCUCCUAUUAAGAAAACAGUAUCGCCUCAAAAGGAGCCAGGGUCUUCACCUAAGAAACCAGAACCAGAACCUUCAAGAAAUGCACCACAGCCAGAACCAGAGGUCAAGACAGAACCUGAAGACUCCGCCAAGCUUGGCUAUGAAGAUGCUCCGAUGGAAGAAUUGGUUGACGCCACAACCUCCUAA